GCAGCGAUGGCCCAAACUCUGGAUUUGGUCCCAUGGCCUCAAGAUGCCGGCCCUGUGUAUGCCGCCCCGGCAGUUCUAAUUCCGGUGGAGCCCAAGAGAGUCAUGUUAUCUGGAGUGAAGGGCCACCUCUAUCACCCCUCCUUGCCAACCUUAAGGCGAAUGGAUAUGGACACGGUGGCCAACAGACUCACGGAUGAGCAUUCCAGGACAACAACCUACCACUCCAAAGAGGAUUUUGAAAAUGCAACAUUCACCUUGGCUGGAGUGCCGAAUCCGCGUCUCCCAUCCCUGGGGAUGACAGAGUUGGGCAAGUCACUGACGGCGAAGUACAGAGCAGGGAAGAUGGCUCCUCUCAUGCCCAGCGCCAAUCAGGGGGAAUGGCCCAGCUACACUCAGGCUAUGGACGACUGGUCUUGCUUCAUCUCCACUGCCGGAGAGUUCAAACUACCUAGUUAUAACAAAAAAGUUCUUGGGUUCAGCUGUUACGCCGUGAGAUACUUAAAACCUGACGUCACCCAGACCUGGCGGUAUUGCCUCAAUCAGAAUCCCAGCCUGGAUAGAUAUGGACCAAAGCCCAUCCCUUACAACACAGUAAAUACCUACAGGAGCUUUGGAUCUGCACACAGCCGCUCUCAUUACCUCCAGCCCUGGCGCUAGGAAGUAGGUCGCCGGAAACGGGGCCCAAAGCCACACAAGCCUUCUCCUUCAGCUGUGGAAUGUCAACAAAGAAUAAAGGCUAUUCGCUGCCUCAGCAA
This is a messenger RNA of Elgaria multicarinata webbii, 755 nucleotides long. RefSeq names its product sperm microtubule inner protein 8 (gene SPMIP8). Lineage: Eukaryota; Metazoa; Chordata; Lepidosauria; Squamata; Anguidae. The record is from RefSeq and is a predicted model, not a curated record. Bases 7 to 657 code for a protein of 216 amino acids. The transcript has 7 exons.